Molecule: messenger RNA, 3976 nt
Organism: Branchiostoma floridae (Florida lancelet)
Lineage: Eukaryota; Metazoa; Chordata; Leptocardii; Amphioxiformes; Branchiostomatidae
Product: opsin-5-like
Exons: 5
Coding region: 1062-2204 (380 amino acids)
Biological process (GO): G protein-coupled receptor signaling pathway
Cellular component (GO): membrane
Molecular function (GO): G protein-coupled receptor activity
Source: RefSeq, a predicted model, not a curated record
UGAUUUGAGAUUUCCAUCAGAAUAAUGAUAAUAUUAGGGCACCACUUUUUCUUCCCAGAUUAGAAUAGUCUUUGUUGUGGAAGAUAUUUCCUGGAGUAGUCGGCCGCGAAAGUCGUACGUGAGUUGGUUGCUAACCUGGUCCAUAACGCCUGGGAUCACCCGGGGCUGACCCGAUCCCAGCAGCCAUGGAUUAGCGGAUUUGCAACUGGAUGGUGUGAAAUCAAUUCAUAAUUGCUAAAGUGUUACCUUCUACGUGCAGGUAGCGGUGCGUUGAGUGGCGUUCUCCACCCAGCUUGGGUGUAAAAUGAGACCUGUCCGCUGGCACGGAGACUCAGUGAGAGUGAAGAGUCGCUCAAUAUCGUCUCCCGUCCUCAAUCAUUAACGCCGUGUGUUCUUACCGAUCCUUCGCGUGGCUCACAAAUGGGUUUCCUACAAACAAAAUUUAGUCUAACGGCACCACCAACAGCAUUGAUGCAUAGUUUGCACGUGAUAGUUAACAUUGAUGAACCUUAAACACUGAGAUUUGGAGAUUACUAACAUCUCCACUAUUAGGUAUUGGGCUUGUUGACAAGUACUCUGCAAAGUUUGCGAGUGAAUUUUUAUAGAUGUGACAUGGUGUAUCAAGGAUAACAUCGAUCAUUGUUUUGCUGGCGGAAAUGACGACAGUCAGUUCCGUUCUCAGAAUCUUCUAUGACGUCACCUCAUGUCAUGACAAUUGCAAGACAGUGUAAUCCAGCUGCGGCAGCUGACGACACGCGCGCGGCAUCACUCCGACGACAGGAUAUCAACACUUACACCUUUUCAUCUUAAGUCGAUGCUGACGAACGGAUUGUGAUGUCACCACGCGGCCUGCGCUGAUUGGUGUUCCUGGCAGACAUAUAAAAGCCGGCAGCAACAACCAAAAACGCUCAGCUGCAGCCAGCUUUAAUUUGGUGCACAGGGUAGCAAGCGCAGUGGUAGAACAUAUUCAAUGCCCCCGUGCAUGCUAGGACAAGCAGAAACCCUGAGCCAUAGAAGACUUAUUGUAGGCAAAUAGUUAACAUACAUAUACAACACGCAGGAUGACCCUUUCCACGACGUCCCCUGCAACUGUGAAGUCCAACUCGUCGGAGGAACACUACAGGUCUCGACUGACGUGGGGAGAGGACGUGGCUAUAGGAUCGUAUCUCGCAGUUGUAGGGUUGCUGGCAAUCGUGGGUAACUCCUUUGUGUUGGUGGUGUGGUUCAAGAGGCGGAGGUCCAUGAAGGCCCCGGAGCUCUUUGCCGUAAAUCUGGCCGUUGUGGACCUGUUGAUAGCCCUGUGUUGCAACUCUUUCCAGAUCGCAGCGAGUUUCAACCACGGUUGGAUGCUGGGUGGUCCCGGCUGCCAGGGUUACGCCUUCUUAAGAACACAGCUUGGCACGACCAACAUCCUAACCAUCAUCGCACACGCACUGGCACGGUACAUCAAAGUCUGCCACACCAAGCUCAGUGACGAUGUCAACUUCACCAAUGUCCGGCGCACCCUCUCGGCGGUGUGGACGAUUGCCUUGUUCUGGUCAACAGCGCCGCUGUACGGCUGGGGAGCGUACUCCACCGAGCCCUCACGCAUCACCUGCGGGCUGGACGUCGACCAAGUGUCUUCCUCUGCUGCCAACCAGUCGUAUGUGUUCUUCCUGAAUCUUGUGUUUAUAGUUGCUCCAGUGGUGGCCAUAGCUUUCUCCUACAUCAAGAUUAUCCAGAAAGUUCGAGGCUCCCAUCGUAGAACGUUCGGCCGAGGCCGACGUGUCGCGAGAAAGGCACAGCUGGAGCGGAAACUUACAAAGACUGCCAUCAUGGUCGGGCUGGGGUUCCUAAUGGCGUGGACACCUUACGCCAUCCUCGGGCUGUGGAGCUGCUUUGCUGAGCCCGGGAGAUCGUCCCCGCUGUUCACCGCGGUGCCAGCCCUGUUCGUCCGGACUGCCGGCGUCUACAACCCCAUUAUAUAUCUCCUGCUCAACGACACGUUCCGCAUGGAGGCCUACGCCAUAACCACCGGCACCAUUCGAAAGAAGAUCACACGGAAGUUCUCGGGUACUGUCGUUGUCCUGAAGCUAGACGGAGACGACCCGGUCGUCUUCACGGAAGCCAUGCGGCGGCACAGGCGGAAGUCUAUGAGGAAAGUGUCCAGGGCUAAUAAAGAAGGAGGUACAGGUACCGGUACCGGCACUACCACGUACAACUGAGACAAGACGAUGACAAACCGACGGCAUGUUAUGUGGAUCCGAGCUAGGAAGACAAUCACAGAGCUGCCGUUGGCAACGCUAACCUGGUUCCAACGGAUUGCACCCUUUGCACGAACUGCCCAGGAUGUCAGAACCAGAGAGUCCCGGUCUCCUGGUGGCACACGGGUAGACGGAUGGUGAUGCUGCGUCGAUGGAGGUGUCGAUUCAACUAUCGAUUUGAAUGAAAACGAACAUCAGACACGGUCCCUGAUUGUCGACUCAUUUGGACGACCAUAGGUGGCUGUAUAUCACUAGUAUGUAGUAUGGACAUGUAGUGUUGGUCAGUUGUACUGGUUUGAAGCAGAGUUAUGUUGUGCAAUUGCUCAACCAGUUUUGCCGUGCGUAUUGGGUAUGUGUGGUACAAGACAGUGAUACACAUUCAGAUCGAAAUGAAGUGCUGCCCCUUCCCCUUGCUAUACUUGACAUAAUACAUGACAUAUACUUAAAUAUGUGGUAACGUUACACGUUCAGUCACAUCGAUGUGGUAUGUGACAGACAUCAUAUUGAUGUGCGGUCAUAAUGUGGAUUAAACGGGGUUCAAUAAGGGUGACAAACGUGGUGUACGUCGGACUAUGUAAUAGAAACGUCUCAACGUUUGUAUCUGCUGUUAUGUAAAUGCAAGAUGUUUUGUCAAGCUGGAACGCCAGAUGACGCUGUUGCUGUGGCAGUCCUGAUGGUGAUGUGAAUUGUGUUGAAUUGUUGUAUCCGAAUCGCGUUUACGAUCCACAGGCCAUCAUCUCAAUAACUGCAAUGAUUGCAUCAAUUAUAUCAGUGAUGACUGUUAGAACUUUCGGCGUGUCUUGUAAUACACAGUCUUUUUUUUCAUAUUCCCUUUGUCCACACAUCAAUAUUACGAGGUUUAGAUAUUCUGUCAUCAAUAGUCAAUACAUGUCAGCCCCGUGUUUAUCGCGCAUCAGUGUAGUUAUACAUGCAUCGCUUCACACACACACACUGUCCAUGUUCACCUGUCUGAUGUUUGGGCUUUUUUUCAAAUCCUAAAUCCCCCCUUGAUUUGCAUGAUUAAUGAGAAAAAUCUGUAAUUCCAGUGCUUUCAAUGAUAGGACUUUUAUACACGUUAUGUCUUCAUUCAUGGCAUGUGAAACGUUGACAGAUUAUUCAAAUCAGAAUCUAGUUUGCAUAAUUAAUAUGAGAGUGACAUGAUUCAAUCGUGGUAGUUGGUUGGUAUCACCAUGGUUUAACCUGUUUGGUGUCAUCUAUCUGUGACGUGUGUAAGUAAAUGAAAGGUGUACACAAUGAUGCAUAGCUUACGUAAAUGUGCAAGUCAUUUGCAUGAUUUUUGAUGAAUGUUAACAUGGCCUUUCGCCAAAUGAUAGGACUUCUACACAUACAAUAUAUGUAUUUUUUCAUGGAAGAGUCCAUUAAUGCACAGGGACCCUUUUUAGAUUCAAUUUUGUAUUGGGCUGAUUCUAUAACAGCCCAGAGUUUGAGAGUUUGUGUGAAAGUGUUUUGUAUUGGUCUAUUUUGCUAUUUGAUAUGUGUUGCGCUGUAAGAGCCCAUUCUUGCACGGGGGCAUUUCUUAAAUUCGUUUUUAUUCUUGCAGUUGCAAAUUAUACAAAAUAGGAGUAAAUUUAUAUAAUCAACGAGGAAAAUCUAUGAUACUGGUGUUUUUACCUUUGCCAGAAUGGCUAAGGUAAUAUUUUCGGUCCGGUUGUGUGCUCUCCCCCCGUUUGUGAGCAGCAUAACUCAAGAAGACUGCGACAGAUGCGGCUGAU